Messenger RNA from Naegleria fowleri, 525 nucleotides. RefSeq lists its product as uncharacterized. The transcript has 3 exons. The coding region runs from base 1 to 525 and encodes 174 amino acids. Lineage: Eukaryota; Heterolobosea; Eutetramitea; Acrasida; Naegleriidae. Gene Ontology annotation, biological process: protein ubiquitination; ubiquitin-dependent protein catabolic process. The record is from RefSeq and is a predicted model, not a curated record. Gene Ontology annotation, cellular component: nucleus; cullin-RING ubiquitin ligase complex. Gene Ontology annotation, molecular function: zinc ion binding; ubiquitin protein ligase activity; cullin family protein binding.
AUGGAGGAAGUGAAAGAGACAGCAAACACUGGAAGUUUUUUUAAUCAACUGUCCAACAAACUGGAAGAGACCAACAACGACAAUCAUGAAGUGGCAACGAAAAAUGCCAUCUCUCAACAACAAAACGAACAACAAAACAACAGUGACGACGACGAAUCCAAAUCACAAUUAAUUUCAGCAGCCAAAUACAAAGCAAAAUUAUUACUCGCCCGAGCGAACAAAAAGAAGAAGAAGUCUCACAAGGGAAGCAAGUUAUUUGAAGUUAAAUUUUGGAAUUCAGUUGCCGUAUCCUCAUGGCAAUGUGAUUGUGGUGGUUGUUGCAGUGCUUGUUCAAUCUGCAAAAAUUCUUGUCUAGAAGUUUGUGUGGAAUGUUCCUCUCGACAUCCAGCGGACGUUGCUGAUUGUAAAGUUGGGUGGGGAAUUUGUAACCACAUGUUUCACGUACAUUGUAUUUUGAGAUGGUUGAAACAUCAUCCAGUUUGUCCAUUAUGUAACCAUCCUUGGGAAUUUCAGGCACAUAAUUAA